CCAAAAUGGAAGAAUUCCGAAUCCACACAUGAUUGAGAUUUUCGUUUGAUGCCGUAAAUAGAUUAUAGUUCUUCUUUAGCACAGUUCACAUCAACAACAGUAAGAAUGGAAAAUGAUCUGCAUCAACGAAUUCUCACGACCCAGAGUUCCACAGAAAGUGAAUAUGAUUCUGAUAUGGAAUUGGAUUUUCACCGUCAUGAACGAGAAGAGCAUGCUGCCUCGGAGGAAGAGGAAGAACACAUUCUCGUUGAUCCCGGGCCAUUCCGCUAUAACAAACGUCUCUGUGCUGUGUCUCUGCCAUGCUUUUUAAUGAUUGUUACCAUGACAGGAGAGGUGUUGUUGUCUAUAAUUACAGUGGGAACCGCCCUUCUCCUCCUCCUUUCACAAAUUGGAGAAACCCGGAGGUCUGUGAUAGUUUUUAUCAUUCUGUUUGUGCCCUGCCACAUUUUGGUGUUCUUUUCUGUGGUGCCAUUAAUAUGGCUGUCAUUGUGGAAUUUGUUCUUGAUUGCUGCUAUAAACAUGUAUGUUAUUUUAACUGCUUCAUGGGCACUCUUGCAGUUUACAUCAUUCCGGAUGGAGGAACAUUAUCUCUGUGAGGUGAUGGAACUGUUGCUGUUCAGUGUGUAUCCUGGAGUGUGUAUCUUAAUGAUGACCUGGGCCGUCGCAAUCGUCACACAGCUUCAGAUGACACCGUUCAUCCUUCUAGGAAUCGGAUUUGUGGUGCUACAGCUGUUCCUUGUCCCAUCUCUUUCAUCAUUUCGAAGUACAACGACAGCCGAGGAAGACCUUAAUGUUCUCCAGCAGCCAUUUGUAGCCAUGAUUGUUUGUGUCUUUUGUUUGUUUCCCUCCAUUCUUCACUGUCUCCUGGCAUUGUUCGCUCCAGUUGAUCACAUUUUCAGUAAAACCUCAAUGAUUCAGCUUUUGUUUACAGCAUCUUUUAGUUUAUUUCUUACAACACUCAUUAACAUCAGGCAGUUCUUUGAAUAUGCAGGCUGGCAGUACACGAUUGUGAUCCGCGUACGCUGGACCAGUGGGAUGAUUGCAACCCUGCUGCUGUUUCCCGUUCUUCAGAAGUUCAACCUCUCAUCACACUUUGUCCCCUGGCUGCCAGGCUGCAUCGUGGCUUUUGCCAUCCUCGGAUUGUUUCUCAGUCACAGAAACUACUGGUUGGCAUCUCUUCUGUUGAUGAUGGGUCUUACAUCAUUUCACUCAUACUGGAUUUUUGUUUUGCCAUGGCAAAUAAAAUACUAUCUUUUGGACAACAUCCAUAUUGACAAUUUCUUUGUUCUUCUGACGAUCAACUUUCUGUUGUGUUUGGCUUGUCUCUAUGUUGCCACUCACAGCAGCAGCGAGUUGAUGGGAUUUCUUAUUUGUGUUCAGUCGUUUGUGCUGGUUUUGUGUGAGAUUGUCUUGCUCCGGUCUGACCUGUGCAGUAUUUCUGUUUCUGUGACUAUUGGUGUGCUGGCAACAUACAUGUUAUACAGAUUACAUAUAUCUGGGAAGAUAUCAGAAAGAGCCGUUCUGUUCAGUUCUUCGAUCCAUCUGGUGAAAAUUAUCUCGGUGCUGCUGCCAGAGAUUUCCCAUACACAAGAGAAGAUAACUCUAAUGAAUUACAUUUGCCUGUUUUACUUGGUUUUUGUUGUACUUAAGACUUUUGUGUAUGAAACAAAGGAGGAAAUGUCCACUAGAAAGGUAUUUACAAGUCUAGCUUUGCUGCUGUUUUCACUGGCACUGAACACCUAUCCAAUCCUGUUGCUUCUCUGUCAGAAUCUACUGAAUCCAAAACCUGCAGUUAUCGAAUUGAUCGGUAUGUGGUUUGUGACUGGAGGGUUGGUAACGAUACCGUUUUCUCAAGUGCACGUACAAGCUGCUUCCAAUUUGAAUAGAAUUACACUUCUGAUGCUGCUAGCCGGGGCUUGUGUUCUUGGUAUUCAUCCAGAUAUAGCAUUCUCAUUGUCAUCAUUAUUCCAGUGGGGAGAAAUAACCAGUUUUCUCCUUUUGUCAGCCGUUUUAUCCAGUAAUGUUAGCAUGACACCAACCUCUGUUUUCAUAGCCGCCUUCACCGCUGGAUUCUGUUCUGCUUACACAAUUGUUAUGCAGCUGUAUGGUGAUAUUCCCUCUGUGUUUCACGUUGUGUUCUACAUCGGCGCCAUCAGCGCCACGUUAUUGCUGUGCAUCAUCUACUUCAAGGCUGAAUCACUUUCUCAUAUUAUCGAACGAACCAUCAAACAAGCAUAUCUUUUACUCGGAAUAUCAUUUUUUGUUUUGUUAAUUCUUGACAUUGUCUUCAUGGAUUCGUCUCAGUCUGUGACUUCACUUCCUGUUCUCAAAGUUAUGUUGGUGACGACAGCUUGUGCAAGCAUCAUCCUCAAAAUGUUAUCAUUUAAAAAGGAUUCAAACAACUUGCCAAUAACGAAACCAAAGGAGGAAAAGUCGGUGUCUGUGAUUCCAUUGAUAGGAAAUGUAUCCACCAUUGUUGCAUUUCUUCUGGCUUGUACUCAGGGACCAGAAGGUUUCCUUCACGACAUGUGGUGCUGUGCUUCAAGUCUGAUACUGUUCUGUCUUCAGAAAGACAUGCGACUAUUCCACAACCUUACUGAAGACAAUCACAUGACUCCCACCCUCAUGUGCUGUGUGUGUAUGCUCACCAUUGCCUCGCUGUGCAGAAACAAUAUGUUCAUUGCCACCGGACUACUAACAGUAUUUUGUGGUGUUAUGGAAAUAUUGAUGACAGCAGCAACAGUUCCCGUGUACAUUGUGCUGUGGGGCAUCUUGUGGAAGGAUGAAAUACUAUCGGAAAAGGCCGUUGUUUUCACUGUUCCGCUGAACAUGGUGUUGUUUUUCGUUGGCAGCUCGUACACAACGUGGGCUUUGGCGACAAGUGGACUAAUUGCAGGUGUUUGGUUAAUGAUAGCUAAACUUCCAAUGUUGCCAAGCGGUGUGGACUACAUGGACAGCUGACAAAGCAACAGCAGUUGUAGUUGACAGAAAGAUAACGUCAGUCUCCAAACAAGACUUGAUAAUAGUCUGUUGACCAGGAUCUAGCUCAGUCAGCAAAACGCUUGCCUGAGGUGUAUGGCGUUACGGUUUGAAUUCCCUUGGUGAACCCAUUCUCCAAUUAAUAUUUUUUCCCCAUUUCAACCAAUACCCAUGACUAGUAAUGUCAAAGGCCAUAGAAUGUGCGGUCCUCUCUGCGGGAAAGUGCAUAUAAAAGAUACCUUGCUGCCAGUGUUUCUGCCAGAAAGAAAUUUUUGGCUAUGGCACAAUGGAAUUGAAUGCAACCACAGAUAACAGGGGGUAUGGGGGACCUCCCCCAGA
Molecule: messenger RNA, 3318 nt
Organism: Gigantopelta aegis
Lineage: Eukaryota; Metazoa; Mollusca; Gastropoda; Neomphalida; Peltospiridae
Exons: 20
Coding region: 106-2961 (951 amino acids)
Source: RefSeq, a predicted model, not a curated record